AGCUGUAGCUGUAUUUUGUUGCCUUUAGCACUGAUAAACAAAAAAUAGAAGUUCGUGUCUUGUUUUGAUAUUGCAAAUUUUGGGAAUCUGUGUUUCAUUAGUUAAUAUUAUAAAAUAUAACAUGGCUACUGUUGGCAUUCUAGGUGGUGGAAUAAGUGGUUUAUCAUGUGCUUAUUAUUUAAAAACCCUUGGUCAAUUCAAAAUCAAAUAUAUUUUUCUUUUGGAUAAAAAUCCUAAAUUCGGAGGAUGGAUUCAAACUACACGAUUUCCUGAUGGUGCAGUAUUUGAGCACGGACCUAGGACUCUUCGAGUAGGUACAAAAGCUGGAUAUAAUGCUUUAGAAUUAGCAGACAAAUUAGCGCUGUCUUCACGAAUUCUGCCGAUCACAAGAGAACACCCUGUUGCGAAAACUAAUUUUAUUCUUGCUAACAAUCAGCUGCUUCCAUUGCCAAGAGAAAUAUUCAAAUUUUUUCGUAAAUCGCCUCCUUUUUCUAAACCUGUUAUCAGUUAUAUUUUUAAAGAAAUAAGAACUAAGAAUGCACAUUUAGAUGAUGAAUCUGUUUAUGAUUUUGCUACAAGAAGAAUUGGUGAGGAUGUUGCCAGAUAUGCAUUUGAUCCAAUGUGCAGGGGAAUUACAGCUGGUGAUUGCCGUGAAUUGAGUGUGAGAUCAAUGUUUCCAUUUAUGUAUGAAUCUGAGAAAAAGCAUGGAUCUGUGAUCAAAGGAUUAUCAAAGAGCCAAAGGAUUGAAGAUGCUGCAGAUUUUAUAAAGAAUGAUCUUGUUUUAACAGCAUAUAAAGAGAUUUGGAGGAUGUGGACUCUUAAAACAGGUUUAGGUGAAUUAAUUGAUGCUUUAGCUGGAACCAUAGAUGAGCGGGGAAAAACAGAUUUAAUUUUUGAUGCUAAAUGCUCUAGCUUAAAUUUCAAGGAUAAUAAAGUUGAAGUUGUAGCAGAUAAUGAACACAUUGAAGUAGAUCAUGUUUUCUCUAGCAUUCCAUCUCAUGAACUCUCGCCAUUAUUAAGUGGAUAUCCUAUUUUAGCUGAUAAUCUUAAGGCCAUAUCUUCAGUAGAUGUUGCUGUUGUCUAUCUGGAAUAUGAGAAUGACAUUAUUGGUGACAAGACAGGAUUUGGAUAUUUAGUUCCAUCUUUUGAGGAUUCUAAAGUUCUUGGUAUAGUGUUUGAUUCAUGCUGCUUUCCUGAAUUAAAUGGUAGAGGCAAAACACGUCUGAGUUGCAUGAUAGGAGGUCGCUGGUUUAAGAACUUCUUUGGGGAUCCAGAAACUGUUUCAGAGGGUACAUUAUUACAAGUUGCAACGGAAGAAGUAUCUAAGCGUUUCAAUACAGGUGAUAAGCCAAUACGUCACAAAGUUUUAUUGCAAAGAAAUUGUAUACCUCAAUAUGUAGUAGGACAUUAUCUUAAGUUACAAAAUAUCGAAGAAGAAAUAAAGAAAAACAAUUUAAAUCUUUCUUUAAUUGGUGCUUCAUAUAAAGGUGCUGGUGUUCCAGACUGUAUUUAUAAUGCAAGAUUAAGUGUUGAGAAUUAUUUAAAAUCUUUAUGAUAAAAUAAUAAAUUUUAAAUGAUAAAUAAAAAGAAAUAAUAGUUUUGGCUAUCAAAGUUAUUUUAAAUUUUUAUUUGUUUAAUAUUUUUAUAUUGGUAAUGAAUUUCCUUUUUUAUAUGAACAAUUAAAUAUUUCUUUUAUAAUAUGUAAUGACUUAUAUGCUUUCUUAAAUUUCUUGUGAUAAAUUUCUUUAAAGAUUUUUUUUUUCUGUAAAAUAUUUCAUCACAAAUUAAUACCCAACUUAAAAAAAAAUUAUGAUUUUUAUUUUUUGUUCCAAAAUGAUUUCAUAAUCCAAAAUUUUGAUACUUGGAAUUCUUUUAUGUACAUGCUUGGUAAUUCAAGUAUAAAAAUCUU
Argiope bruennichi is the source of this 1909-nucleotide messenger RNA. It is a transcript of the gene Ppox, whose product is annotated as protoporphyrinogen oxidase-like. The transcript has a single exon. Lineage: Eukaryota; Metazoa; Arthropoda; Arachnida; Araneae; Araneidae. Gene Ontology annotation, biological process: heme biosynthetic process. Gene Ontology annotation, molecular function: protoporphyrinogen oxidase activity, oxygen as acceptor. Gene Ontology annotation, cellular component: mitochondrial inner membrane. The coding region runs from base 122 to 1555 and encodes 477 amino acids. The record is from RefSeq and is a predicted model, not a curated record.